GUAUAAAGCCGCGCAGAGAGCGUGAAACAAAGCAGUCGGAUCGGAAUUGGACUUGGGAAGCGCCGUUUGGAGUCAGGCAUAAAACUUGUUGGAGGAGAGUAACGAGCCUGCUCCUCUAGCUCUCCUCGUCCGCGCGGCUCCUCAGGGGUUCCCACCACCCUUGCGGUUUAUUUUUAUAUCUGCUUUUUAAUAGAGAAAGAAAUAUAUAUAUAUAUAUUUUUCCUCUUAAGUGAAAAUUCCUGUUUCAAGAGAAAAUAAGACAAGAUCAAUGAAGGAGAGAAGAGCCAGCCAGAAAUUAUCCAGUAAAUCUAUCAUGGAUCCUAAUCAGAACGUGAAAUGCAAGAUAGUAGUGGUGGGAGACAGUCAGUGUGGGAAGACCGCGCUACUCCACGUCUUCGCCAAAGACUGCUUCCCCGAAAAUUACGUCCCUACAGUGUUUGAGAAUUACACCGCCAGUUUUGAAAUCGACACACAAAGAAUAGAGUUGAGCCUAUGGGACACUUCGGGUUCUCCUUACUAUGACAAUGUCCGGCCCCUCUCUUACCCAGACUCGGAUGCUGUGCUGAUUUGCUUUGACAUCAGUAGACCAGAGACUCUGGACAGUGUCCUAAAAAAGUGGAAAGGUGAAAUCCAGGAGUUCUGUCCCAACACCAAAAUGCUCUUGGUUGGCUGCAAAUCGGAUCUUCGGACCGAUGUCAGUACAUUAGUAGAGCUCUCGAAUCACAGGCAGACCCCGGUGUCCUACGACCAGGGAGCAAAUAUGGCCAAACAGAUUGGAGCAGCUACUUACAUUGAAUGCUCAGCUUUACAGUCAGAAAAUAGCGUCAGAGACAUUUUUCACGUGGCCACCUUGGCAUGUGUAAACAAGACAAAUAAAAACGUUAAGCGAAACAAAUCGCAGAGGGCGACAAAGCGGAUUUCACAUAUGCCCAGCAGACCAGAACUCUCGGCAGUGGCUACGGACUUACGAAAGGACAAAGCCAAGAGUUGUACUGUGAUGUGAAUCUUCGGUUAUUUUUUAUGAGGACAAGGAAAUUAAGUGUAAAAACCGCCACCAACAAAACAGAAAGGUGAAGUCUGAACAAAGUGCACAGCCAAAGUCAUGUGUUCUGGAGGCUUAGGAGGCAUUUGGAAGGAUUAUUCAUCUUUUUGGAAUCCUGUCCUUAGAUUUGGCAUGUAGAACAAGUGGUGGGAAGUGAGUUCAUUGAAGAGUUUUGAAAUGUGACUUGAAAAAUAUGCCAAAAAAGAGAGAUUCAGAUGGGCUAGAGGUUGAAGAAGAGGAAUGCGAGUACCUCCAAGAAGAAAAAUCACACUCUGAUGGUGCUUGCGUUUUUGUUUUCUUUGUUACAAUCUAUUCACGGAUCUCUACUUUGAUUUAAUUUUUAAGUGUUUUAAUCUCCUUUACAAAAAAGUAUAUAUUAAUAUACCAUCCUCAUUGGGGAACUGGCACUGUGACCGUAGCGUUUAGUUUUCUAGAGGAUGUGAUCUAAUUUUCUCCUAGCUCAUCAUUAAAAUGGAAAUUGUAUCAGGACCCAUGGGAUAUCCAGAGGAAAAGUUGGUGAGGCUUUGAAAUCUUGCUGUCCUGAAGAUAGUUGAGUGAGAUGGUUCUCAAGGAAGGCUUUUGCAGUGUUGCGGGGUGCGCAGACCAGCACUACAAAGAUUGACUAGGUCAACUAGAAGAAAAGUGUCCAUUUUUAUUCAGUCUGAUGGUUCUGUUCAUCCUUGUGAUUGUCAUUAAAAAGUGGUAAAUUGCUCAAUGUGAUAUUUUUGUGUGCUGUUUAGAAAAGAGGGUGUGUGAUUUUCUUUUUUUUUUUUGCCAUCAUUGAUAAAAAUGCAAAGUCAAAUAAAAGGUGUCUUGGUAUGACGUCAUAGAAUGAUCCAAGGGGGAAAAAAUGUAGGUACUAUUGAUAUUUUCACCUGAUGAGAUAACGAAUGAAGGAUAGUAGCGGAAAGCACAGUUUGUGAGUUAAGUUGUCUGGAUGUAAGAGACCAAAAGUACGAAGCUAAAGGCCUAUUUUGGGAUGAAGCUCCAAAGUUGGCAACAUUUGAUAAUCAGUUGGCUUAUUUCAAUAUCUUUCAAUGAACAUGAUAAGAAUGGCCCUCUGUUCCAUGCUUUUGAGAAUCCUUAGAGGAAAAUUAUAUAGUGUCAGUCCUACACUAUCCUAUGGCAUUUCUAGAGAGUGAUUGCUAAACCUCAAUCAGAUUCUGCCAAGGCCGUGUUCCAUACUUGAUCACUAUUGUUACAUAAAAUAAUCAGCCUUUAAAAUAGUUUACAGAUAUUUUUUGACCAGUUGCUUUUAGAGCUUCUUUCAGAGAAGAAACCAGAUCCGACCUUUUUAUUGUUGGCGCUUGUUGAAAACGAGCUUUCUUUCCAAUGAUAAAGCUUCAUUUUUGAAGUGUUGAAGCUGUGCUCCCAUUCAGUUGUGGCAGGAGAGGAGAUUAAGGUAAUUACAACACUCAGUCUAUGUCUUACAAGCACUUUGUUUUGUCUCUGCAAGAAAAUACCAUUCCAGUCAUUUUCCCCAAGAAAUACAGGCGUUUUACCAACAUGAUAUGCUCUGAUUAAUGCAGCAUUAUGCUUUGGGCAGUAUUACGAAAUAGCUGGCAAGUGCUUUCUGUAUUUAAAUAUUGUAAAAAGAAAAUAAGUUAUAACUGUUAUAAAGCAGAACUUUCGUUGCAGUUUUUUAAAUGUUGAAGUCACUUUGUAUGUUUGUUUGGUCAAUGUUUCUGCAGUAUUUAUUAAAACAUACUUUUUUUUGUUUCUUCAAAUAAAAAAGUAACCAUGUCUUUGUCAAAA
Molecule: messenger RNA, 2797 nt
Organism: Capra hircus (goat)
Lineage: Eukaryota; Metazoa; Chordata; Mammalia; Artiodactyla; Bovidae
Gene: RND3
Product: Rho family GTPase 3
Exons: 5
Coding region: 269-1003 (244 amino acids)
Biological process (GO): small GTPase-mediated signal transduction
Molecular function (GO): GTPase activity; GTP binding
Source: RefSeq, a predicted model, not a curated record